UAUUAAAACGGAAAGUGGGAGGUCAAAUAUGACAGUUAUGAGGCAACAAUGUCGCUGUUUGAUCAUGUGAAUAGGAUGUUGUGAAACUACGCUAACGAUUUCAAAUGUUGCCACUGAAUGAUUUUGUGUCUUGCUUCUGCAUAGACUGAAGAAUGUCAAGACUAUCUUCGGUGGAGUCCCGAGUGCCGAUCUACCAAAGAAGUGUCACUGUUUGCAGCCAACUUGAACAAUAUUGAGACAUCUUUCCAAGCUUCGUUGGCCUAGUAAGAAAUGUUAACUUUAUGACAGUGUUAAUGCACUGUUGUCUGUCCAACAGCAUAGCAGAAGUGUGUUGAACAGGCUACACCGCAGAAUUGUGAGUCAGUGACCGUAUGGACUCGGCGCAAAAAUGCUUCAACUCGGAGACGAAAUCGCCCUAUUCUCUGUGGUGUUCGCGUUCGUUCUCCUCGGAACACGGAGCCCGAUAUGGUCCACCGCCCUCACCGCCUGCCUCUAUGCCUUUCUGAUCAUGUUCCGUUUUCCCCAAGUCCCGACCAGCCAGGCGAGACAGGUGCUUCGGCCCGCUAAGAACGCUGCUUCGGGUGGGGUGUCCCUAGUCGCUCACCGGGGUGGAGGGCAUGAUGCGCCGGAGAAUACCAUGGCUGCCAUCCGGGAGGCACAUAAGAACGGGGCGACCGGCGUAGAGCUGGACUUGGAGUUCACAUCAGACGGAGUCCCUAUUCUGAUGCACGAUGAGACUGUAGACCGAACCACCAACGGGUCGGGACCCCUCACACAGCUAAGCUUCUCUGGGUUGUGUAAACUGGACGCUGCCGCUAAGCACCGACUCCGUGACAAGUUCCAGGGAGAGAAGGUCCCCACUCUGCAGGAGGCUGUGGAGGAAUGCAUCAAACUGCAGCUCACCAUCUACUUUGAUGUCAAAGGUCACCCAGAUGAGGCAGCGGCAGCCCUAAAGGAGAUGUAUCAGAAACACCCUGUGCUUUACAACACCAGCAUCGUCUGUUCCUUUGAGCCCAAAGUCAUCUACAGGAUGCGUCAGGCUGACCCGGAAGUGGUGACGGCGCUGACCCACCGGCCAUGGAGCCUUAGUCGGUUGGGUGACGGCACGCUGCGCUUCUCGUCGCUAUGGAAACACCACUGUAUGCAGGUGCUAGACGUGAUACUGGACUGGGCCCACCACCACCUGCUCUGGAACCUCUGUGGCGUCUCUGCCUUCCUGGUGCAGAAGAACUUCAUAUCACUGGACUAUGUCCAGUACUGGGCUCAGAGAGGGGUUGAGGUGGUGGGCUGGACAGUCAACACAGCUGAGGAGAAACAAUACUACCAGGAGAUACUCAACGUCAACUACAUCACUGACAGCCUACUGGAGAACUGUGAUCCUCACUACUGAACAGACAUCACACACAGAAACCUGCACAAAAUGCACACACACACUGAAGCGAGUUAAAAUCCCACAUUGGAUACAUAUGGCUUUAACCCUGUGUUACUUAUCUUACUGUGUAUUGUAUGCCCAAGAAACAUGAUACAAAUAUUCAGUCCAUUACAAAGCCUUGAACUUAAAGGGUGACUUCAUUUAGUGAACAACGUGUCUCCAGGUUCACCUAUGUACUGUGAUAACCAACUCAGGAGUGUACCUACUGCACAGUUACAUUUGAGUCAUUUAGCAGACACUUUUAUCUACAGAGAUUUACACUAGUGAGUGCAUACAUUUUCAUAAUGGUCCCCCGUGGGAAUUGAACCCACAAACCCUGGUGUUGCAAGCCACCAUGCUCUACCAACUGAGCCACAGCUCGUACAUAUGUCAUAUUUUGAAUCCAUGACCAUUCCCAUUGUCAAGGAUCUGUGUAAAUAUGAACACUUCAUUUUCACACAGUGCAAUAAUGUGCUUUUCUGAAGGGAUAGUCUAACUGGAAUAAGGAAAAGUCUGUGGGCAUCCAACCACCUUCCAAUGAAAUACUAACCUAAUAAGAUGCAUUAACUUGAAUGAAAUAAUCUUAUAGGAAUGGAAAAAUAAACAAGUAGAUUUGUUCA
Messenger RNA from Oncorhynchus keta (chum salmon), 2031 nucleotides. RefSeq names its product glycerophosphodiester phosphodiesterase 1 (gene gde1). The coding region runs from base 389 to 1390 and encodes 333 amino acids. The transcript is spliced from 6 exons. Gene Ontology annotation, biological process: lipid metabolic process. Gene Ontology annotation, molecular function: phosphoric diester hydrolase activity. NCBI's taxonomy places the organism in Eukaryota, Metazoa, Chordata, Actinopteri, Salmoniformes, Salmonidae. The record is from RefSeq and is a predicted model, not a curated record.